AUGGCUCACUUGACGCAAGACCACGUCCAAUAUCUUUACGACACGUUUGGGGAGCUAAAAGUGCUGGACGACAUCAUACAGCAUCGUGCAGCCGAUAAAGUUCCAGCACCUAUCCUUGGGUACCCCAAGGGUCACACCGCCGAUGACUACGAACGGUUUACCGGCCGCCAGCUUGAUGCAUUUGUUGAUGCAGCAGCCAAGCACUUCCUAGCGAAUGGACUCAAAGCAAGCUCCAACCAAACUGUCGCAAUUUAUACUCCGUCAAACUUGGACUUCGUCGUCACUCUUUUCGCGCUUAGUCGAAUUGGAUACACUGUGCUAUGCCUCUCUCUUAGGCUCGCGCCCAUAGCGAUCGUCAAUCUGCUCAGGCAAGCGGGAUGUAGUACCAUGGUACAUGGUUAUUCGCAACAGAUCGAAUCGAUGAUACAGGAAGUGGCACAGGAAGUCUCUCUUCAGACUCUACACACUCCGGGAAGGAAAGUGUAUGAAAUUCCGAUCAAGGAGCCGCGGUUUCAACGCGUAUACAACAGAGAUGAGGAGACCAACAGAGUCGCGUUGGUCAUGCACUCAUCCGGUUCAACUGGUUUACCGAAACCUGUCUUUCUGAGCCACAAAAACGUUUUGUGCCACCCAGUCCAAGGCGCCGGUGUCGAUAAUUUCGGUGCGCUUCCUCUUUACCACAUGUAUGGAAUUUCCACGAUGCUGCAGGCGAUGUACAUGAGGAAAAUAGCGUACAUGUUCAACCAAUCGCUCCCAAUGACUGCCGACAACCUUAUCGCGGCCAUCCAAGCCAUUCGACCGCAGGCAAUUCACACAGUUCCUUACGCCCUGGGACUCCUAGCAGAGCAGACUCGCGGUGUGGAAUGCCUUAAAGCCUGCAAGUUUGUAACUGCCGCAUCUGCACGAACACCGGAUGAACUGGGGGAUAGACUGGUAGAAGCAGGAGUCAACCUUGGCGUUGUUUAUGGAACGACUGAAUGUGGUCUUGCAGGCGAUACUAUGCGGCGCGGGCCUGGCGACAAUUCCUGGAACUAUAUCCGACUUUACCCGAAUGUCAGGAAAUUUGUCGAAAUGCGACCGGUCGGAGGUGGCCAAUACGAAUGUAUCUAUCUCAGAGGACACCCAGGCUUGUCUUCUACCUCACUGGAAAGUGAAACGGAUGGCUCGUGGCGGAGUAAGGAUAUCUUCGUUCCUCAUUCCACUGUUCUAGACGCCUGGAAGUAUAUCACCCGUACCGACGAUCGCAUCACUCUCAUCAACGGCGAGAAGGUGCUACCGCUACCCAUCGAAGGCUGUAUCCGAGAAAACCAUCUUGUUCGUGAGGCAGUCGUCAUUGGCAUCGACCGACCUAUUCCCGGCCUGCUGGUCUUCAAAUCUCAUCUCGCUGAUCAAAUACCCGACGGCGAAUACGUGGAUUCGAUAUGGCCAACGAUUCAGGACGCGAAUGCGGCUGCGGAAAGCUUUUCGCAAAUCACCAAAGACAUGAUUUGGGUAUUUCUUUCAACCGAGGAAUAUCCUCGGACAGAUAAGAACAGCAUUAUCCGAGCUCAGGUGUAUCGUACGUUCGCACAACAGAUCGACAUGCUCUACGCGAGAAUAGAGGCCCAAGAAGGCUGUCUCAAACUCAGCCUCCCUGCCAUCGAAGAGUUCCUUCGAGAGACUUUCGAAGACAUUGUCGGUGCUUCAAUGCCUUCGGCUGAGACAGACUACUUCAGUGCGGGGGUCGACAGUCUGAGAGCCAUUCAGAUGAGGCGGAUUAUCCAAAAGACACUUGAUUUGGGGGGUCAUGAGCUAAGCCCUAAUGUUGUUUACGAGUAUCAGAGUCCGAAGAAGCUAGCGCAGUAUCUACACUCGCUGCGUACUGGCACAAGCAUGGCAGUUGAUGGAGAGGCCGAGCUCAUGGGCCAGCUCAUAACAGAUCAUUCAACGUUCGGCGAGGUUGCGAUCCUUACCGGGGCCACGGGAUCGCUCGGUGCCCACCUUCUGGAUCAGAUGAUCUCUAGCAAGAGAUUUCGAAAAGUCUACUGCUUCGUCCGCGGCGGAAAGCGAAGUCCACUGGACCGGGUGCUCGGGUCCCUGGAAGCAAGAUGCAUCGAGGUCAGCAAGUUUGCGAAAACCAAAAUUGUGGCUUUGGAAGUCGAUUUGAGCCUGCCCGAUUUCGGGAUCGGUGAAGCAAUGAUGGAGAAACUGAGGACGGAGGUAACCUUGAUUCAACACCUCGCAUGGCCGGUCAACUUCAACAUCCCACUAGCGACGUUCCGGCCACACAUAGCCGGGCUCCAGAACCUUCUCAAACUCUCGCUUGAGGUGUAUCGGACAAAGUCCGCGUUGCUAUUUUUCUGUUCAUCUAUUUCGACAGCCGCGAAUACGCCACUCACUGGGCCCGUCCCGGAUGAGGCGAUCGAAGACUUCAAUUUUGCCGCAGAUACGGGCUAUGCGAAAUCCAAGCUGGUGGGCGAGCAUAUUGUGCGUAAUGCUACACGAGCGGGCGCUCGUGGAUAUAUAUUGCGCAUCGGACAAAUUGUCGGUGAUACGAAGAACGGCGUGUGGAACGACGAAGAGUUCAUCCCUGCCAUGAUUCGCUCGGCGCUAACUAUGAAGAUGCUGCCAAUGUUACACGAGCAAUGCUCAUGGUUGCCGGUUGACACGCUUGCAGAAGCGAUGAUGGAGCUUACCGUAAUGCUAGAACAAGAGCGAAGCCCGCUGGCAUUGCACAGCACCAACCCGCCCAUUUUCUUCAACAUGGCAAAUCCGGACGUGUUUUCGUGGAAAGACCUUUUGGCUGAGCUGAAGAAGGCAGGCCUACAGUUCAAGGUGGUACGAUUCAAUGAAUGGCUGAAAGGGCUGCAGGCCAGCGCCGAACGGGGCAAUGAGAUACACAAUCCUGCGGUAAAGUUAAUCGACUACUACAGACAGCAUUACUCGAGUAGCCUGGUGGAAACGAAUGGCUUCACCGAGGGGACUACUAUGUUCCGGACUGAGGCUGCGGAAAGAUACACAACGGUACUAGCAUCGCAGCCAGGUCUCAUAGAAAGCGGGCAUAUUCAACGGUUUGUGGCAGGAUGGAGGCAAAAGUGGGACCGGACGGUAUGAGGUGCAUCCCAAAAUGGGCUGAUGUAUAAGGUAGAACGGUGAGGACGGCGU
Molecule: messenger RNA, 3144 nt
Organism: Paraphaeosphaeria sporulosa
Lineage: Eukaryota; Fungi; Ascomycota; Dothideomycetes; Pleosporales; Didymosphaeriaceae
Product: acetyl-CoA synthetase-like protein
Exons: 4
Coding region: 1-3093 (1030 amino acids)
Molecular function (GO): phosphopantetheine binding
Source: RefSeq, a predicted model, not a curated record